Molecule: messenger RNA, 1185 nt
Organism: Morone saxatilis (striped sea-bass)
Lineage: Eukaryota; Metazoa; Chordata; Actinopteri; Moronidae
Product: homeobox protein DBX1-B-like
Exons: 4
Coding region: 44-1000 (318 amino acids)
Biological process (GO): cell differentiation in spinal cord; regulation of transcription by RNA polymerase II
Molecular function (GO): DNA-binding transcription factor activity, RNA polymerase II-specific; DNA binding
Source: RefSeq, a predicted model, not a curated record
AACAAACAGCAGUGAGAGCAGGAAAGCUCCGGCUCGGACCACCAUGAUGUUUCCCUGCAGCGCUCUGCCUCCUCCUCUCUACCCGGGCUUACUGCGUCCCCCCGCGGCUCUCUCCUCGCCCCUGACCCGGUCAAUCCCCUCGGGCUUCCUUGUAGAAGAUCUCCUACGGUUGAGCCACCCCGUCAGUUACAUACAUCGGACUCUCUCUUCCAGAAGUCCCGGGGACAUUCUCCAGCUCGGCAACCCAGGGCCGGGCGCCUCUCCCCGGCCGUUGGGACCCAGCGCAGAGCGGUCUGCGCUUCAGAGCUCCAGCCAGCAGAGCCGCGGGAGCCCCGGCUCUCCGCACACUGCCUGCCCGGACUCCGGCUACCUCAAGUUCGGCGUCAGUGCGAUACUCGCCCCGUCCACACGGAGCGUCCAGAGUUUUCAGACCAAGUCCUUCCCCUUGCCUUUCUUUGACGGGAGUCUCCAUCCGUUCAUUAGAGCUUCCUAUUUUACAGCUUCCUCCUCUGUGGUUCCUGUCCCAGGAACGUUUUCAUGGCCCCUGGCCCCCAGAGGGAAGCCCAGGAGGGGCAUGCUACGGCGGGCCGUGUUCUCAGACCUCCAGAGGAAGGCCCUGGAGAGAACUUUCCAGAAGCAGAAAUAUAUCAGCAAACCAGACAGGAAGAAACUUGCCACUAAACUGGUACUGAAAGACUCCCAGGUGAAGAUCUGGUUUCAGAACCGCAGGAUGAAAUGGAGGAACUCCAAGGAGAGGGAGCUACUGUCGACGGGCGGCUGUCGCCAGCAGACCCUCCCCACCAAAACCAACCCCCACCCUGACCUUACAGACGUGGGCAGCGCCUACUGCCACAGGACUGCACCCACCAGCCAAGCACAGCUGGACAGCCAGGUGUCACACCUUCACCACCACCACCAUCACAAUCCUUCCUCUCCAUCAGAGUCCAGCAAACAGUCGGAGCUCUCGGAGUCGGACAGUGAAGAAAUCACAGUCUCAUAAGAGUCAGACGUGUGAUUGAUUCUUCUGAACAGUCCACUAUAACGAGACACUGUCGGCUGUGAACGUUGACAGGACAAAAUAAGGAGUUAUCAAAGGAACUGCUGAGUGGAAGUAAAAACCAGAAGUGCUUUGAAUCUGCACUGUACAUAGCUCUUCCCUGCAGUGCCAUUUUUCUGUACAGUGUU